This is a messenger RNA of Lodderomyces theae, 2586 nucleotides long. RefSeq names its product transcription factor BCR1 (gene BCR1). Gene Ontology annotation, molecular function: RNA polymerase II cis-regulatory region sequence-specific DNA binding; DNA-binding transcription factor activity, RNA polymerase II-specific. Gene Ontology annotation, cellular component: chromatin. The transcript has a single exon. Lineage: Eukaryota; Fungi; Ascomycota; Pichiomycetes; Serinales; Debaryomycetaceae. Gene Ontology annotation, biological process: regulation of transcription by RNA polymerase II. The coding region runs from base 1 to 2586 and encodes 861 amino acids. The record is from RefSeq and is a predicted model, not a curated record.
AUGAAUUCUGUACGAUCGCCUCAGUCUCCCACACAAGUUCAAGUCCCAAUGCAAAUGCAAAUACCAAUGCCAAUGCAGCGCCACCAACACCCGCUGCAACAGCCACAAGCACCACAACAGCAGGUGCAGCUGCUGCUGCAGCUACCACAGCCACACCUCCCAGGUAUAAACUCUCUACCAUCUAUAUCUGGUCACCAUUUUACAACUCAUCGUCCUUUUGACAGUCUGCAGCUGCCUCCAAUACAUCUACACCCACACCCACACUCACACUCACAGCGAUCUCAACUGAAUUCAAAUUUACCUCCUCCUCCACCUAUAGUGUCAUCACAACAACACUACCCAUUACCUUCGUUGAGAGCUCCACCUCCACCACUCACGAGCAAUCUCAACAACAGCCAUAACAGCAUCAACAAUUUCCACAACAACAACACUGGCAACACUGGCAAUCCCAGCAAUGCCAACAAUAUUAGCAAUGGCAAUGUUGCUGCUGCCAGUGUUUUGUCCUCGUUCCCACAAUUGACUCCCACUGUAACCAAUGCCACACAUUCAACAGUAUCCACCAUUUCAACCCUUUCCUCAUCAUCUUCAACCGAAUCAGCAGUGUCGUCUUCUUCGUCAAAUAAUACCAACGGUUCCAAACCGAAAAGUAAACGGUCGAGUAAAGGUAGAGUGUUUCAAUGCACUGGAUAUCCUGGUUGUAACAUGUCAUUCACUCGAAGUGAACACUUGGCAAGACACAAGAGAAAACAUACUGGAGAACGUCCAUUCACUUGUCCUUAUUGUUCUAAAAACUUCAGUAGGUUGGAUAAUCUACGUCAACAUAAGCAAACUGUACAUGCUUAUGAGACUUAUUUGACUAAGGACAAGAAUGAUAGCAAGUUGUUGAUUGAGAGAUCGAAGAUGAAGAAAAAGUUGAAACAGGGUGAACAAAAGAAGCAACUGGAAGCAAACAUGCAGCAACAUCUGCAUCUGCAACAUCUGCAUCUGCAGCAGCAGCAGCAGCAGUACCUCCAGCAGCAACAGCAACAGCAACAACAAGGAAACCCUCAAUAUACGUAUGGUCGAAACUUGCAACACCUACCAGCUCCACAAAACACACUUCCUACGUUUGCCCAGUCUCAAUAUGGAAAUCGGGUAUAUAUGUCUGGUACUCAUCCACAUCCUAUUCAAAGCCAGCAGCAAUCGCCACCACCACAACCUCUACUGAAGGGUGGAUUCUCCAACGGACAGUACCUGAUUGCAAUGCAACCACCAAUGUCGCAACUGCAGUCCCCACUACCACAACCGUCGUCACUUGCCCAAAAACAACAUCAGUCACUUGAUGGUCAACCUCUGAUGUCGCAAGCUACUUACCAAAAACCAUUGCCUCCAUUACCUCCUCAGGCUGACGACCAGUCGCAAAACAUUCAACAAACAACAUUGCUACCUAUACAAAAGGAAGCACAUGUGCAGCAACAACAGCAGCAACAACAGCAGCAGCAACAGCAAAUAUCUCCUCCUCAAGGUUCCACCCCCACUUCCACAACCACCUCUUCUUCUUCUACUUCUCAUGGUGAUUUAAAACUACCUACACAUACGUUCAAGCCGAAAAAGAGGCCUCAACCGUUAUCACUACAUCAUUCAGCUUACAAUAGCGAUGAAGACUUAGCUGACCCAAUGGAAGAGGAUGAUGAUGAUGAUGAUGAUGACGUACCUAGACUGGCGCAAGCACCACCGGUUCCUGGAUCUGUCAUGAGUGAGUCGCAUCCUAGGUCUAUUCACAAUUCUAUUAGCGGAUUAAAGAAUAUUGGUGCCAGUUUCCCGCAACCUCCUAAAUCGGCGUCACUGGCAGUACCACCAACACCAAGUUUGGUGAGUCCUUUAUCGCCAAUGUUUCAUAUGGCAUUUGGCACGAGUAGCAAUAGCCGGACUCCAUUUCAACAUCAACAGCAACAGCAACAGCAACAGCAACAGCAACAGCAACAGCAACAGCAACAGCAACAGCAACAGCAACAGCAACAGCAACAUCAGCAGCAACAGCAACAGCAACAGCAACAUCAGGCUGGUUUGGCUAGACCAUCAUCUUUAAUUGCAAAUUCAAAUACGAGCAUCAACAUCGGUAAUAACGGACCAAUGAAGUCCCCCUUUUCGCAAAAUUUUCACCUGACUUCAACACCAACCACACAAACGCAUGAGCAAGGUAGACAAUCCCAACAACCUCACGAUGGGGAUGGGAACCACCAGUUUCCUAGUUUACCACCCCUAAAGAACUUGACAAUACCUGUAAACGUUCACGACAGUGAUGUGGAUAUCAGCGCCAGAGUUGGUGGAGAACAACUGCGUGAAAAUAGUCGAGAGGUCAAUGGUUACAGCGUUGGAAGCGUGGGCAGUCUAAUACACAAUGAUGAUAGUAGUGCCACCAACGCUGCAAACACAAGCAGCAUGGAUGCCAGCUCUACUGUUGCCACUUCAACUACAGCUAAUAAUCACCAUACUGGUGCUAGCACUACUAUGAAUACGACGACAGGUGAUGCUGGAUCAUUUUCUGCUACAGGCAAGAGUAACUGGUUGAAGGGAGUAUUGAAUAGCGAGGAGAAGAGACAGUAA